Leucoraja erinaceus (little skate) is the source of this 6836-nucleotide messenger RNA. Its product is annotated as centrosomal protein of 128 kDa-like. The record is from RefSeq and is a predicted model, not a curated record. The transcript has 23 exons. Lineage: Eukaryota; Metazoa; Chordata; Chondrichthyes; Rajiformes; Rajidae. Bases 149 to 3448 code for a protein of 1099 amino acids.
AAGUUGCCAUAGACGCCGAGUGGAGGCGGCGGCGGCGGUGGUGGCGGCCGGGACGGGAUGGGUCUCGCUGCCCGCUGAAGGUGCAGCACAGGGCGGCUGCAGUCGGCAUGGGACUAGACGGCGGAUCACAGGAGGCUGCACUGUACCUAUGGCAGACUCGUCGAGUGACUCAGACACACAGCUUCAUAAUUUCUCCAGAAGACGAGGACCAUUGAACACAACAUCGAGGGGAAGGAGCAGAAUGCACAAUGCUGCUUCUGUCUCUGAAAAGAUUGACACAUUAACAAGCACUUUGGAGGAUACCAAUCGGGACCUAAAGAACGUUGAUCGGUUGCUGGGACGGUAUAGAGGUUACACCAAUGAACAAAUGGAGGCUGUGGCACAGCUGCGAGAUAAUUUAGAGCAAUCUAUCGACGAACUCCGAAGCCAGCGAAUGAGCAGAAGUGCUGGAAUAUCUCCUCUUCGGACAAGUGAUCUGCACGGUGACUCAACAUCGGGUCGUCGAUACCGCCCAACCUCACCCCUCAGGGACCCUGGAAGUUACACAAAAACAGCUAUCAGAAGGUCGAGAUCUGCUUCUGUGAGAUUUGUAGAUGACACUGAGCCAUCAAAUCAGGUGCACAGUUUGCAUCAGUCCCUAAGAGACCUCAGCAGUGAUCAGCUACGCCUUGGAGAUGAAGUUGACCAGGAAAUAACCAGGAGAAAUAGGAACGAUAAGGAAACUAGGAAUUCUAUCGAUUCAUUGUCAGGGAGAAUCCGAGAGGUGUCCAGAACAGAGACCGUUUCCGAACGAGUUGAAAGGCGCCUUCAAGAAAUUGAAAAGGAAAUGAGAACUGAACGACAGUUAGCGGAACAUCGCCAGGAUAAGCUGGGACUGAUGGCAGUGCAACUGCAAGAGGAGAUAAGGAAACGGGAUAAGAUCGAGGAAGUGGAAGGGAUGAAGAGUAAACUUUCAAAAUCCGAAGAAGAAAAGUUCCUGAUUGAGCACGAGCUCAGCCGCACACGACGAAGGCUGGAUCAAUCAGAAGGAAGUCGGGAAAUGCUGGCCAGUCAGAUAGAUGAUUUGCGCUCUCAGCUGUUACGGACGGAACAGGAGCGGGCAACUUUGCAACACAGGAUUUUGCAACCACAGCAGAAAAGUCAUCGCGAAGCGGAGGAGGAUGAUAGACUGGUUCAAGCAGUGGCCGCGAGAGCGGAGCUUGAGAAGCAGUUGCUGGAGAAACAGGUUGUAGAGCUCAGGGCACAGCUGAACCAAGAUGCUACCCGGUCUGAAAUGGGGGAGCUGAAGCGAUCACUUGAGAGGAAAGAGAAAGAGAAAAUGGAACUCUCUGCACAUAUCGAGGUUCUCAACUCAGACCUGGAGAAAAGAGAGAAGCAGCAACUGAGGAUGUUGAGCCAACUUCAGGAAAUCCAGAGAAGUUAUGAUGACUGCGUGCAAGAUCGUCAAUCCACGAGGUUGGAAAUUGCGAAUUUAUCCCGGCAACUGAAAGAGUCGAGCGCUGGAGCCGAGACGCUCAGGGCUCAGUUGAAGGAGAUGGAGCGCCUUCGACUGGAGAGUGAAAAGAAGAAGGAUGAAUUGAAAGCGAAGGCUCAGGAGUCCAUCCGACAGUGGAAGGUGAAGUGCAAGAAGCUGGAGCGUGACGUGGAGAGGCAGAAGGAGUCCGUCGACCAGUGGAUGGAACAGCAGAGCUACGCGAGCAAGGAGAAAGAAGCCCUCCAGGGGCAACAUGAGUGUACCUUGCAGCAGGCGGAGAGUCUCCGUAGGGAGCUCAAUGAGGUCUUGCUGAAACGAGUGCAGCAGGAGGAGGAUGUGCGACGGAAGGACGUGGAGCUCAAUGAGUUGAAGUCAAGGCUGCUCCACCUGGACGGGGAGCUGCGGGACACCAAAGACUCUCUGCGCAAGCUGGAGGCGGACUUCCAUGAGCGGGGCACGCUACACGUGAAGGUCAAAGGGGAGAGGCAGCGGCUGGAGGAGGAAUUGGAGGCCUUGAGCGGGCAGCACGAAAGGAACCAGGAGAAGCUGUUGGAAAUGCAGCGGUUGAUCACGGAGCUGAGUGCCGUCCGGUCUGAGCUCAGUACCAAGCUGGCUCAGGAAGAGGCUUCAAAAAAGGAGAUCAGGAAGAGCCUCUCGGAAGCUCAGGCAAGGCACACGCUGGCCCAAGAAGAAGUUGCUUCCCUCAGCGACCAGUUCAAGCUGCAAAAGGACGCUCACAGGAGGGAACUUGUGGACUUCAAGUCAGAGAUGCAGAGUUUAAGAACCAAGCAUGAAAGGAACAUGCAGUCAGUAAUCAAGCAAUUUCAAGAAGAACGGGAAAAACUAGAAAAUAAUGUCAGCUUGUUAAAGGCCGAACAAGCGGAUGAGAAGAAUUUUGCAAAAGCCCAGCGACGGCAGGUGGAAAAGAUGAAAACCGAAUGUGAUAAGCUAGCCGAAGAGCUGAUUCAGGGCGAGGCAGAAAAUACUAAACUCAGGAGGAAAUACCUGGUGCUGAAGCAAGAGCUGGAAGCAAAGGGUAAGCUGGCAGUGAACGGUGAAGAGUGUGCAAGGCAACUGGAAGAAAUGACGUUUCAGCUAAAAGACCAGGUCACCAAAGUGCAGACGGAGCAAGAGAUGAUCCUUUGUUGUGUAGGAAAAGAGAUUGAGGCUGCUUGUGAUUUCCUCUCCAGAGACGCUGGCGACAAAUUUAAAGCAAUAACGUUUACACCUGGAUUAGAAAAUGAUCCCCAUCGCUGGCUGGCUGAAAUGAAAACCAAGCUGCAGUGGCUGUGCGAGGAAGUGAAAGAGCGAGGGGGACGUGAGCUGAAGUUGCGUUCGCACCUCCGGCAGUGUCGAACCCAGCUGAAAGAUCUCGCGCAGAGCAAGGAGUCGGAGUCCGAGCUUUUCAUCGAGCAAAUAACAAAGCAGGAGCACCUCCUGGAGGAAAUUCACCGGGAAAAAAGAGAGUUACUGCAAAAAACGUGUCGGCAGGAUGAAGAGAUGAGAGCAUUGCAGGGACGAUACAAUGAUCGGAUCGCAGAUUUAGAAGCAAGCACUCAAUUGGCAUUGGAUCAUCUUGAAUCAGUACCAGAGAGGCUGAGUGUGCUGGAUGACAUCCGCGAUCCGGAGGAUUCCCAACAUCACCGGGACAUGAUUGAAGAACGAUACACAAAGUACAAAGAGAUCGUGAGAUCCCUGCAACAGCAGCUGCAAGACUCAACAAGGAGAAUCCAGGCGCACCAGGUGGACGCGUUGGAUGUGAGCUUGGGGAGCGAGCAGAUGGAUGACGCAUGUGCCUCGUACAGUGACCAGAACAGAUUCCUUUCCAGCAGCUUCACUGCAGAAACUUGCUCACCAAGCGGCAGCCGCAGGUGGAGAAACCAGCCGCCCGGACGCCCAGAGACCAGCGACAGGCAGGGCUUCGGCGGGACCACUGAUGGAGGAAAGUCUCUCGCCGAAAAAGACAAGUGUUAGGCCCGGAAAACCAAGCGACGACCCGAUGGAUUUUUUGUUUCCCAGCCGCUUUAAUGGAGGCCCGCUUACCUCUUUCGUCAAGAGUAACUCAACGGGACAGGCAGCACCUCUGGAGAGAAGGAAUCGGGUUGACGUUUCGGGUCGAGUCCCUUCGUCAGGCUGAGAGUCAGGGGGGGAGAGACAUUGAUAGCACUUGGAAACUUAAAUGAAUGGAAGAUUUGCAGAAAGUUACGAUAAUCAAGGAUAAUGUAGAGCCCACAAGGGUCCAUUGUUGGCUGUGGGGUAGGUGAUAACGAGUUAUACAGACUGUGGAACUCAACAAGACGACAGUGAAACUAGUACGAUGACUAGGGUGGGGGAGGGGAUGGAGAGAGGCGGGGCGCAAGGGCUACUUGAAGUUAGAGAAGUCAACGUUCAUACCGCUGGGGUGUAAGCUGCCAGAGCGAAAUAUGAGGUGCUGCUCCUCCAAUUUGCGUGUGGCCUCACUCGGACAGUGCAGGAGGCCCAGGACAGCAAUGUCAGUGUGGGAAUGGGAGGGGAGUUAGGAUGUUUGGCAACCGGGAGAUCAUGUGGGCGGAGGUGGACUGAACGAAGGUGUUCGGCCAAAAACGAUCGCCGAGUCUGCGCUUGGUCUUUCUGCUGGGUGGGCCAUGAGGUGACAUGGUCAUACGUGAUAGAAGCAAAAUUAGGCCAAUCGGCCCAUCAAGUCUACUCCGCCAUUCAAUCAUGGCUGAGCUAUCUCUCCCUCCUAACCCCAUUCUCCUGCCUUCUCCCCUUAACCCCGGGCACCUGUACUAAUCAAGAAUCUAUCGAUCUCUGCCUUAAAAAUGUCCACUGACUUGUCCUCCACAGCCUCCUGUGACAAAGAAUUCCACAGAUUCACCACCCUCUGACUAAAGACAUUUCUCCUCAUCUCCUUACUAAAGGAACGUCCUUUAAUUCUGAGGCUGUGACCUCUAGUCCUAGACUCUCCCAAACAUCCUCUCCACAUCCACUCUAUCCAAACCUUUCACUAUUCUGUAUGUUUCAAUGAGGUCCCCCCCCCACCCCCCUCAUUCUUCUGAACUCCAGCGAGUACAGGCCCAGUGCCGUCAAACGCUCAUCAUAGGUUAACCCACUCAUUCCUGGGAUCACUCUUGUAAACCCUCUCCAGAGCCAGCACAUGUCUGUGGAAUUCUCUGCCUCAGAGGGCAGUGCAGGUUCUCUGGAUGCUUUCAAGAGAGAGCUAGAUAGGGGUCUUAAAAAUAGCAGCGUCAGGGGGAUAUGGGGAGAAGGCAGGAACGGGGUACUGAUUGGGGAUGAUCAGCCAUGAUCACAUUGAAUGGUGGUGCUGGCUUGAAGAGCCGAAUGGCCUACUCCUGCACCUAUUGUCUAUUGUCUAUUGAUAUGGUGCCCAGAAUUUCGUAUAUAGCCUCAGCAUUACAUCCCUGUUUUUGUAUUCUUUUGUAUUCAAUUGUGUAUAUUGAGCGGCUACGAGGAUCGCUGCCAUCUAUUUUACACAGAAUCCAGCAGUGGGCAUCAGGAGCCUCCACAAAGCACAUUCUUCCCAAUUUAUUUCCUUUUGUGUUGACCAACAUGAGAAAUGCUUGCCAGCAUUAUUGCAGCAGGGGACAAUAUUCUGCACUCGCCUGCCCUCCGCAAGCUGUUGAAGCUUAAAUUGGCACAGUUGUUGAGCCCAGCGGCUUCCAGCCUCAAUGAGGAACGUGUUUCCUAAAUAAUAGCCGGAGGCUCCAGGCUUCACCCCUUUCUACACGAUUCUUCAAUGCGAUUUAACAGCAGGUAAUGUGUGAUAAAGCUCUGCGCCCCAGCAUCUGAUUUACCUCUUUCACUGAAGAUAAUGCAAGUGCCCAGGGGAAGGAUGAAGAGGUUCCCGUUGAUAACAGCGCAUCGCUUGCUCAUCGCAACAAACGCCUGGAGUUAAACUAGACUCCCAUUGUAAGUCCAGCAACACCAGGCCCAAUCUUUCAAAUGUUUGCCUCUUAGAACGUCAGGCCGAGCAUCUUAGUUCAGGGCCAGUCCCACUUUCCCGACCUAAUUCACAUCCUUGUUUACUCGUGGACAUUUUUCAUCAGGCUAGAAAAAAUGCCCCGACCUACUUGAUGCCACGAGUACCUACGUCCAGCAUCAUGGCCCGCUACGACCUACCUACGACCUCGUGACGACCAUGCUGCGAGUAUGAGUCAAGGGUAAACUCAGCAGAGGUCGUGAAUUUGGUUGCGAAAGCAGGACAGGCCCUUUAGGAGACCCUGGUUCCAUCCUGACCGCGGGUGCUGUCUGUACGGAGUUUGCACGUUCUCCACGUGACCUGCGUGGGUUUUUCUCCGGGAGCUCCGGUUUCCUCCCAUUCUCCAAAGGCCUGCAGGUCUGUAGGUGAACUGGCUUUGGUAAAAUUGAUUCAAAAAAUGUCCCAGUGUGUGUGUGUGUGUGUGUAGGGUAGUGUUAGUGUGCGGGGAUCGCUGGUCUGCACAGAUCCGGUGGGGCCGAAGGGUCUGUUCCGCGCUGUGCCUGUAAACAAAAACUAGACAUCGAACAAUACAGCACAGGAACAAGCUCUUUGGCCCACAACGUCUGUGCUGAACAUGAUGCCAUGGGAUCAUGAGGUUAUUUUUUAAACAAAGACUGAAUACGUGGAUGUGGGCAGAGACUAAACAUUCUGCUGCUUUGCACUCAAGAUGGACACUAAAUACUCGAGUAACUGCAGCAUCUCGGAGAGAAGGAAUGGGUGACGUUUCAUAGAAACAUAGAAAAUAGGUGCAGGAGUCAAUAGACAAUAGGUGCAGGAGUAGGCCAUUCGGCCCUUCGAGCCAGCACCGCCAUUUAAUGUGAUCAUGGCUGAUCAUCCCCAAUCAGUUCCCUGUUCCUACCUUCUACCCAUAUCCCCUGGCUCCGCUAUCUUUAAGAACCCUAUUUAGCUCUCUCUUGAAAGUAUCCAGAGAACAGGCCUCCACCGCAUUCUGAGGCAGAAAAUUCCACAGACUCACAACUCUCUGUGAGAAAAAGUGUUUCCUCGUCUCCGUUCUAAAUGGCUUUACCCCUUAUUCUUAAACUGUGGCCCCUAGUUCUGGACUCCCCCUACAUUGGGAAAAUGCUUCCUGCCUCUAGCGUGUCCAAACCCUUAACAAUCAUAUAUGUUUCAAUGAGAUAUCCUCUCAUCCUUCUAAACUCCAGAGUGUACAAGCCCACAAGCUCCAUUCUCUCAGCAUAUCACAGUCCCACCAAGUCGGGUCGGGGUGAAGCCUGAAAAAGGGUCUUGAUGCAUUCUCUUUCUCCAGAGAUGCUGCCCGUCCCGCUGAGUUACUCCAGCAUUUGUGUCUAUCUUCGGUGUAAACCAGCAUCUGCAAUUCCUUCCUGUACAUUCUGUUGAUUUGCAUUGGGGGGGGGAGGGGGG